Molecule: messenger RNA, 2437 nt
Organism: Momordica charantia (bitter melon)
Lineage: Eukaryota; Viridiplantae; Streptophyta; Magnoliopsida; Cucurbitales; Cucurbitaceae
Source: RefSeq, a predicted model, not a curated record
UGAAAGGACGGAGAGAUUCAAUUUCAAAGUGACUUGUGUGCUUCUCUGUGCUACGCUUCGCCUCUUCGCCAUGGCCGCCGGAGGAGUCGGCGGCGAUAGGAGAGUCACCAGAAACGCCGCCGUGAACGCCGCCGCUACCAAAAGCAAGGCCAAGAAGUCCGACCGGCAGAGCCACCUGAACCAGCAACUGGUAACUCUCAUCGAAACCACCAUCUCUUCCGCUCACUCAUUUCUCUCUCACAACGAUCUCCACCUUCUUCCCUCUCAAACCCUCGCCCUUGAAUCGCUCAUCUCUUCUACAUCAUCCUCUCUCCAAGCCCUCGCUCCUCGCCUCCCCAAACUUGCCCUACAUCCGCCGCCGCGGCCGCCUCCGCGGCUACCUCCGCCUCCACCGCCGCGGCAAUGCUGGUUCCAGCGCUUCCUCUCUGCGACGUCGGAGGUGGACUGUGAUCCUAGGUGGAAUUUCUCCUUCCGCAUGUCGAAAUCGUCGUUCUCACUCCUCCUUCGUCUCCUCUCCCCGAUUGAAAGCUCCUCGUCUCCUUCCGUUGCCCCCGACUGUGCUUUAGCCGCUGCGCUUUUUCGAUUGGCGCAUGGCGCGAGCUACAAGGCGGUUGGAAGACGGUUUGGGAUCGAUUCUGCCGACGCUUGCCGCUCGUUUUAUGCAGUUUGUAAGGCUAUCAAUGAGAAAUUGGGGCAUUUGCUUGAGCUCCGGUCCGACAUUGAUCGGAUUGUGGUGGGAUUUGGGUGGAUUUCGCUUCCCAAUUGCUGUGGGGUUUUAGGGCUUAGAAGAUUUGGGAUAGCCGGCGAGAUGCUAGGCAAAAACGGGUCGCUUCUGGUUCAGGCACUGGUGGACGCCGAAGGGAGGUUUCUGGAUGUCUCCGCCGGGUGGCCGAGCACGGUAAUACCUGAAACAAUCUUGCGGCAGAGCAAGCUAUAUGCAGAAAUUGAGAAAUCUGGUGAAUUACUCAAAGGCCCUGUCUAUAAUCUCGACGAUGAAAAGCCCAUUCCCCAAUACCUGAUUGGCGAUUCUUGCUUCCCCCUUUUGCCAUGGCUAUUGACGCCAUACGUGAAACUGAAGGAAGAAGAAAGCUCUGGUUUCCCGGAGCGAGCAUUCAAUUCCACGCAUAACCGUGCUAUGGGGUUAGUUAACACUGCAUUUUGCAGACUCCAAGCUCGGUGGAAGCUUCUGUCAAAACCAUGGAAGGAAGGAUGUAGAGACUUUUUCCCAUUUAUUGUUUUGACCGGGUGUUUGCUGCAUAAUUUCCUCAUCAAGUGCAGUGAGAAACUAGAAGGAGAAGAUCGAGAAGGAGAAGAAGAAGCAAAUUGUUUAAGUGAGGAGCAGAAGUUUCCUCUUUAUGAUGGCGAGAUAGGAGACGAUAGAGGAAAGGAUAUCAGAGACGCGCUUGCCGUGCAUUUGAGUAGGCUGAGCUUCAGAAGAUGAUUGCUCUGAAUUCUUGCUACUGCAGGGGUUGAUAGAUGAAAAAAUCCCCCUUUUGAAUAUAGUCUAUUACUCGGGUGAGUUUUUGGUAUAGCUUCUGAAAAGUAUUUUUUAGUAAGCAUUUUUAGAAAAACACGAGUUUGGCCACAUGACUAAAAGUGCUUUUAGAAAUUCUAAAGUCAAAACACUCUAAAGCACUUUAAAAUAUCAAAAAGAAGAAAAAAAAUACAUUCAUUUCAAACUCACCCUUUACUUUAUUUAAAAGCACUUGUCUUUUUGAGCUUUUCAAAACCUCUUUUGGCCGAGGCCUAAGGUAACUAAACAUGAUGAAAACUUCUAAAAGUAUUUUUAAAUAACUAAAACAUUUUUAACCAUUCUAAAAGUCAUGACAAAUCCACUCAAGAAUUCCUAUAGCUAGUUCUUCAGAAUGUGUAAGGCUUUUGCAACUUCAGCAUUCGUGUAGCUAGUUCUUCUAGCUAACAACUUUUCUUCUAUAUGAAAUCACAGUUUGAUUUACCUUUUAUUUUAUGUGCUCAAAACCUGAGGUCAUGGACACAGUGCCAUGUUGAACUCUGAGAAACAAUUACAAGUGAAUUAUUAUGGGACAUAAUUUGAUUUCAGUUCUAUUCAGUGGCAGCUUUCACCAGGUUUAUAGAUGAAAUGAAACUCUCACUGUUUACUUAACUAAAGGGCACCAAAUCUAGRGACUAACUAUGCUCUAUAUACCUUCUUAGCUUUUAACUGUCAUCUCAUCUUCUUUGCUUCUCCCAAUCUGAAUGAACUUCUUGGAAUCUGAAUUACUGUCUUAUUACAUGAGAGGAAAAAUAAGUUCAUAUUCACAUGUACUUCUUCUAUCUUGAGGACAACCAAUUAUUGUAGGACAUUUUUACAGGUAAGGGGAUUGGGAUAUUUUUGCAGAUUUAAAGUGGUAUUGGGGGAAAAAGAAUUUAAAAGUGAGUCCUUUUCAAACGAACUAGAGUUUUAGGAUAAAUUAUCUCU